AUGCGAAAACAUGGUGUUCCUAAACAUAAUUGUGAUGUCUGUAGUAAAUCAUUUAGUUCCAGUACAGUGUUAAAGUUUCAUCAAAGAACACAUUCUGGAGAGAAACCUUUUAAAUGUGAUGUUUGUGACAAGUCGUUUGUUCGUAAUGAUUGCCUCCGAAGUCACAUGAACACUCACUCAAAAGACAAACCUUUCAAAUGUGAACUGUGUGACAAGUCUUUUGGACAAAAACGUAGGUUAAAGACACACAUGAGAAAACAUACUGGAGAAAGACCUUUUAAAUGUGAUUGUGAUGUUUGUGGUAAAACUUUUAGUAUUUAUACUAAUUUAGAAAUUCAUAUGAGAAUACACACUGGAGAGAAACCUUUCACUUGUGAUAUCUGUAGUAGAUCAUUUAGUCGAAGUCAUUCGCUGGAAAUUCAUAUUAAAAAUCAUAUUGGAGACAGACCCUUUACUUGUGACAUCUGUGGGAAAUCUUAUGUCAAAGGAGCUUUAUUAAAUCAUCAUGUUAGAAUACAUACUGGAGAAAAACCACAUACUUGUGAUGUUUGUGGUGAAUCAUUUAGACAAAGAAGAAAUUUAUUCAAUAGACAUGUUAAAAACCAUACAUUAACUAAAGACUUUUAUUGUGAUGUUUGUGGCAAGUCUUAUAAAACCACUGGUCAUUUAAAUGCUCAUUAUAAAACCCAUACUGGAGAGAAACCAUUCAACUGUGAGUUUUGUGGGAAAUUUUUUAGUACCCGAAAUGAAUUGAAGAACCAUCGACGCUAUCAUACUAAUGAGAGACCCUACCACUGUCCUAUUUGCGAUAAAAAGUUCUGUACUUCUAGUAACUAUCGGCGUCAUAAGCUAACUCAUUCUGGAGAUAAACCUAGUAAAUGUGAUAUCUGCGGUAAUUUAUUUGGAAAUAACUGGAAUUUAAAAGUUCAUAAACAAAAAUUACACUUUAUUUUUUAA
Messenger RNA from Lottia gigantea (owl limpet), 957 nucleotides. RefSeq lists its product as hypothetical. The record is from RefSeq and is a predicted model, not a curated record. Lineage: Eukaryota; Metazoa; Mollusca; Gastropoda; Lottiidae. Gene Ontology annotation, molecular function: chromatin insulator sequence binding. The transcript is spliced from 4 exons. Gene Ontology annotation, biological process: regulation of transcription by RNA polymerase II. Bases 1 to 957 code for a protein of 318 amino acids. Gene Ontology annotation, cellular component: chromosome.